ACUUGAGCAUGAUCCCAAAGUCCAUGUGGCACAGUUGUCUCCGGACAUCAUUUGACGUUCUUGUUUCUCUUCUUGCUCUGUAACUUUUCACAGUAACAUGUAUUAGCCUCAUUUUCUCGCUAUUUGCUAUUUUUGUGACUUUCAACAUUCACCACUGAAGUGGCUCCUGCCAUUUACUUCACUGAAGCCUGUUUCAGCACUGCUACUGAUGGACAACGACAGGACAAAAAGGGGCAUUGUGUGUCUGUUGUAGAUCGAGGAUGACUGGCCAGGUUACAGUCUUGACCUGUUCACAUAUCCUGAGCACUACCACACAGACAUCGAGUGUGUUUACAUCCCGCAUGGGGUCAUCAUGGACAGGAUAGAGCGUCUGGCACGUUACGUCAUGCAGGACUUUGGGGACAACAACAUCAUGGUGCUGUGUGUUCUGAAGGGAGGCUACAAGUUUUGCUCAGAUCUUGUGGAGUCCAUCAAGGUGCUUGGCCGCAACUCAAACAAAUACCUAGAAACACGUGUGGAGUUCAUUCGCUUGAAGAGUUACCUGAAUGAUCAGUCAACAGAGGACCUGCACAUCAUAGGAAGCAGAGACCUGUCUUUUUUGCGUGGAAAGAGCGUGCUCAUAGUUGAGGCCAUAGUUGACACAGGAAAAACCAUGAAGGCCCUUCUGAAGCAUGUGGAGACCUUUGAACCCAAGAUGGUCAAGGUCGCGGGACUGCUGGUGAAGAGGGUUCCACACAUGGCUGAAGGUCUGACAGACUAUGUUGGAUUUGAAAUCCCCAACCACUUCGUUGUUGGCUACGCCCUGGACUACAAUGAAUAUUUCCGUGACUUGAACCAUAUCUGUGUCAUCAGCAAGACUGGGAAGUUGAAGUACAAGGUUUGAGAAGAAGCAAAGCCACAAGUCGAAAAGAAAAGGAAAAGAAAAAGAAAAUCAUUUUUCAUCAUCUCAGUUCAACAAAUUAAAUAAAAAAUGAUGUAUGUCAACAGACAGAUCAGGCUGUCUUCCACUCAUGGCCAUGCACACUUCAUGCUUAAUCACCUGACAAUUCACUUCAUGUAACAGACAUGUACACACACAGGCGUUACUGAGGAAUUCAGCCCAUUUGUCUUCUGGAUACACAGAGUCUCUUGUCUCUUGUGUUUACUUUGUAUUGAAGUGCCACUUAAGUCUGAUACCCUUCCUUGCUCCACAUAAAAGUCAGAAAGAGAGUCAAUGAUCAUAAUCAGUUCAUCAUCCUGGUAGAAAUGCUGCUGUAAAUGAGUUUUUUCAGUCGAAGGUAAUGGUUCAGCUCCAGACACAAGGCCUCUCCAAGUUAAAUGGCCUGACAAAUGAGCCCCUACUUGGAUAAUACGAGUGAGUGCAAACAAAAGAGAGUUCUGGGAGGUUUGGAGCAGCCUCUUUCCAUGUUGUGCUUCCAAAACGCUCUCAGGUUACCACGGAGUAGCGUAAACAGAGCCUAGAAAACCAGAGUUUAUCACUUGUGCGUGUCGCAUGAAGGUGAGACAGAGUGAGGUAAGCAAAACCAAGGAAACUUCUGAUGUGUGCUAUUUGUGCAUCUAAAUCCACAAAGACUCCUAUUGUACCUGCAGCUGCAACCUCAAAUGCCCUUAUCAUAAAACAUCAGCUUGGCGGCGGUGUUUAACGUAUCCCAGCACUAAUGCCCCCUGCACUGGCCUGGGAACCCACAGGACAUUGUCUUUCACCUUGAUUCAGGGCUUGGUGAAAGCGACAAGGGACAAAAAGCCCUUCAGGUUUCGCAUCCUUCAGCUUUGUAGUGCUCUGUCAAGGGAACAGAGGAUGGGGCCGACCUCAGAAAGUAGGCUACAGGUAAACUGUGCUCAGCACAAAGGAACAAAAUGGCAAUUGUACAUUUCAAUGACCACACAUCCAUGCAUUCUGUAUAACAUGAGACGGAGCAGUAUUUGAUUUCACCAGCACAGUUCUGAACAUGUGUUUAUUGCAAAAACAUAUUAAAUUUUAAUUAAAUUCUCUUUUCUUAAAAGAA
Betta splendens (Siamese fighting fish) is the source of this 2006-nucleotide messenger RNA. It is a transcript of the gene prtfdc1a, whose product is annotated as phosphoribosyl transferase domain containing 1a. Gene Ontology annotation, biological process: hypoxanthine metabolic process; IMP salvage; guanine salvage. The record is from RefSeq and is a predicted model, not a curated record. The transcript is spliced from 9 exons. The coding region runs from base 353 to 883 and encodes 176 amino acids. Lineage: Eukaryota; Metazoa; Chordata; Actinopteri; Anabantiformes; Osphronemidae. Gene Ontology annotation, molecular function: magnesium ion binding; hypoxanthine phosphoribosyltransferase activity.